AUGUCGGGUCCUACUCUUAAACGGAGAAAGCUGGGCUCCGGAGAGGGAGAAGACAGCACCAGCGUACCAAAGAAACAAAAAUCGCCGGCUGUCCAGCGCAAUGGACGGGCCAGCAACUCUGCAGCCGAGUAUGCACUCGCGCGUGGACAGUACAAGUCCAGCAUGUUCAAGCUCCAGAUAGACGAGCUGCUCGGUCAACUGCGCCCUGACUACGAUAAACUCCUUUCCCGAGUCGAAAAGAGCCUGCGAAAGCUGAAGACUGUCAUUGAAGAGAUCCCAAACGGCACACCAAAGACACUCGCCGAAGCGAAGAAGGAAUUCGAAUCUUCAAAGGUUGCAAUUCCAUUUCCAGAGCCUCCACCGGCCAAGGAUAUCCGAUAUACCUUUGAAUAUACCAAGCCGACAGAUAUAAAUGUUGUGGGGAGCUUUGCGAUGAAGACAAUGGCCAAGGGACAGGGACCUACCCAUAUCGAUUUGGCCGUCACGUUGCCCGCUACGCUCUUUCACAAGAAGGAUUAUACAAGCUAUCGGUACUUCUACAAGAGGGCAUACUACCUUGCUCGCAUUGCAGCAGCGAUUGAAGCUGCGGAUGAUGUGGACUAUGCUACCAGUUAUACAUAUCAGGACGGAAGUACCCUUCGGCCAGUUCUUUUACUACAACCAGCAGACGGUGCAAAGGAUGAUUUUUCACGCUCAAAUUGUGUCAUUCGCAUAAUAACUGCGGUUGAAAAGGACACUUUCUCCUUUUCACACACUUUACCAUCACAUAACAGCCUUCGACUUGACAAUGAAACCGAGCUCAAAUCAAUUGGGACCAACUCGACGCAUAUUUAUAACGCAUCCCUUCGUUCAGAAGCGGUGGUUAGUGCGUACCUCAAACUCCAUCAUUCUGCUGGCGUCAAGUGCGCUGCAUUCAAGGAUUCAUGCAUCCUGGGUCGGGCCUGGCUUCGUCAACGUGGAUUCGGAGCCUCUUUCGCUUCAGGCGGAUUCGGCCACUUUGAAUGGGCCACUCUCCUUGCUCUUCUCCUAGAGGGCGGUGGUCCUAACGGAAAAUCCGUGCUCGCUCCAAGCUACAGCAGCUACCAGAUUUUCAAGGCAACACUCCAGUUUCUCUCCGGCAGAGAUCUUACGAAACCACUUCUGAUCCAUGCUCCAGAAGGGUUAGGUACAGUGACUGAUACCGGCUUCCCUGGCCUUUUUGAUGGGAAGCGAGGUUUAAAUAUCCUAUAUAAGAUGACGCCUUGGUCUUAUAAACUCCUGCAGCGUGAAGCCACAUUGACUCUAAAAAUGUUGAAUGACUCAACCCGUGAUCAUUUUGAUAGUAUUUUUAUCACAAAAGUCAGUGACGCCUUUUAUAGGUUUGACCAAGUUACAGCUAUUACUCUACCCGGACGCCGCCCACCAACAAUCCAGGCAGCCGAGCGACUCCAGUCUCUUCAUCGAGUUUUAACCAAGUCUCUUGGGGAUCGAGCCACAACGAUAGACCUCACUUCGGGAGAAUUGCCGAGCUGGCCCGUCAAAUCCAUUUCACCAUCGAAGGAGAACAAAAAAUGGGUUAUAACUGCCGGUUUGAAUCUUGAUGCCGCUAAUCAGGGUCGCAGCAUUGACCAUGGACCUUCUGUCGAAGACAAGGAAGAAUCGGCUGCUUUCCGAAACUUCUGGGGUGAUAAAGCCGAGCUACGUCGAUUCAAGGACGGCAGUAUCAAGGAGAGUUUGGUGUGGUCCGAUCAGGCAUCUUCUGGGACUCCCGUCCAACAAAUAUUGACCUACAUUCUUCAACAUCACUUCAAGGUCACUCCAGAGAAUAUUGUCUUUAUGGCAGCAAACAUCAGCCAGGCUAUUCCUGGCAUCUCAAAUGCGCUAUCGAUGACCCAAACCUCUGAACCAGUUCUAGAAGCUUUCCAGAAACUUGAAAGACAUUUCCAGUCAGAUGAGAGCCUCCCUAUUGCUUUCAGCCAACUACUUUUAGCCACCCCCCUCCUUCGAUGCUCCCCCGACUUACCCGGAGCUCCUAUGGACGCAAUCCUUCUAUUUCAAUCUUCCUCUCGUUGGCCUGAUGAUUUAGGCUCUAUUCAAAUGACCAAGGUGGCUUUGCUUCUCAAGGUGGAAGAGUCAAUCCGCAAAGCAGACGGCGUUAUCCAAGUCAGAGUUGGAACAGAAAACCACGAGAGCAACCUACUGAAUACAUCAUUCCUUGAGGUCCAUUACUCCUCCUUUAUAAUAUUCCGCCUGCGUAUCCACCAUGAACCAGAGCAGUCUAUCAUACAGGGCCAACUGAAGAGCAAGGAUUUACCUGCGAGGAAAAAAGAGGAGCUCGCUGUUGCUCUCGCCGCUUAUAAGGCAACUUUCCUCCAAGCACCCCGCCAUGCUCAGGCACUUCAAAGUCUUUCAAAUCGUUACUCGCUACUCCCUAUCGCGAUCAGGAUGCUAAAAUCUUGGACAGGCGCCCACCUCCUGGCUCCGUUUAUACGUGAAGAGCUGCUAGAGCUCCUAACUUGCCAAAUAUUCCUCACUUCCUACCCUUGGGAUGCCCCUUCAAAUGCAUUCACAGCUUUCCUUCGAACUCUACACAUGAUGUCCAAGUGGGAUUGGCAGCAUGAGCCACUCAUAGUUGACUUUGGUGGCGAACUUGAGAGCCAGGACUUCACAGAUAUCCGUACCCGCUUUGAGGCAUGGCGAAAGAUUGACCCAAUAAUGAAAAAUGUUGCUCUUUUUGCUGCCUCGAAUAUCGACCCAGACGGUGUUACGUGGACACAGCACAGCCGUCCACCGAGAAUCAUCGCAUCUCGAAUGGCCAUGUUAGCCAAGGCUGCAUCAAAAGCUGUUCGAGAAAAGGGCGUGGAUCUGGACGUUGGUGAACUGUUCCGAUCUCCUGUAGACGACUACGACUUUCUACUUCAUCUAAGCCCAUCAUUCGUUUCGGACCACACAAAGAAAGCCGCCUACAAGAAUCUCCAAGAUUCAGCCUUGACUUCCGAGUAUGUCAAACACGAAAUGGUUCGUGAUCUUGUUGCAGAGCUUAGCAGUAUAUACGGAGAGCACAUCCUGUUUUUCCAUGGUCAUGCUAGUGAGAAGGUGAUAGCAGGCCUUUGGAACCCGCAGACAACAAAGACACAACCGUUUGGUCUUAAAAUUGGAUUUUCAUCUUGCCCGACAAAGACCAAGGAUGGAGAGGAAGUGGCUUUGAACAAAAAGGCAAUUUUGAAUGAAAUUGCAUCUAUAGCAGGGGAUAUCAUUUCUAAGGUACAGGUGCUCCAUUGA
This is a messenger RNA of Nannizzia gypsea CBS 118893, 3261 nucleotides long. RefSeq names its product pre-rRNA processing protein Utp22. The transcript has a single exon. NCBI's taxonomy places the organism in Eukaryota, Fungi, Ascomycota, Eurotiomycetes, Onygenales, Arthrodermataceae. Gene Ontology annotation, biological process: rRNA processing; tRNA export from nucleus. The record is from RefSeq and is a predicted model, not a curated record. Gene Ontology annotation, cellular component: UTP-C complex; CURI complex; small-subunit processome. Bases 1 to 3261 code for a protein of 1086 amino acids.